Molecule: messenger RNA, 5569 nt
Organism: Bursaphelenchus okinawaensis
Lineage: Eukaryota; Metazoa; Nematoda; Chromadorea; Rhabditida; Aphelenchoididae
Source: the annotation of a GenBank genome assembly
AUGGUACUUCAAACCUCCAGCGCAAUGUCGCCCGCCUUUCAGCCUGCACCCGCCGGCUAUCGAAAACGAAAGCUACAUAGUCAUGAAACGUCAUCUGACAAUGAUUUUAGUGAUGUAAGUUGGGUUUUGUGACACAUAUUAGGUUAGGUUUAAACUUUUUUUAAAAAAUUUUUUGAAAAAAAGUAUUUAAAUUUUGGAUCUUGGCUUUAAAAUUGGCCCUACUAUAACAUCAAAAAGUUGAUCCGGGAACUUUCCUAACACCCUCUCGAUCUAAUGUUGUUGUAAAUAUGUUUUCAAUAACAUUUUACUCUUUAGACUUUAGUUGAUCACAACAAAUAUUCAUAUAUUGUUGUACUUUGCCCCCUUUCGUUUUAAAGUAACAAUCACACGUUUUGUCGGCAGCAAAGAACGCCUGUAAUACUUUUUUGUCUUGUUCUGACUGUAGUCUGAAAGUACAAAAAGUUUUUGUAUCUCAUGACAAUAAAAGUUGUAACAACUUAUUUCGAAACGAAUUUAUAUUAAACAUUAUGUUAAUGUAGGUAGGGUUGAUGUAAUGAGGUAUAUCUUUUGAACAAGUUAGUGUAUUUGGUUGAUUUUUUGUAAAUAGUGAGACAAGAUAUUAGUGUUUUAUUUAAGAGUAAUUUUGCAUUUUAUUUAUUGCUUAAGAUUAAGAUAUUAAUCAAGAAAUGAAAUUUGGGUUAUAUUAGGGUAUGGUGAAUACAAUGACGUAUAUCUUGAUAACUAUCUUAUAAAUCUUUUUUAUUUUAAAGAAGAUUGUGUAUAAGAUACUUGGGUUUAAAAUAAAAGUAGUUUCAAUAUUUUAUCUACAGUUGCCGCAGGCACAAUUUAAAAUUUUUUCCAAAAGCUGAAUUCUCAUCAUUUUUCAAAAAUUUUCUAGAAAAACAAAAAUUACUGUAGAGUAAACAAAGCUUUGUUCGCAUAGUAAUCAACAAUACUGUUUAAGGAUGAUGAAAGUCCAAAGAGUGGCUCACCUUCGGUCGACGAAGACCGACGCGCACAUCACAACGAGUUGGAGCGCCGACGUCGCGAUCAUAUCAAGGAUCACUUCAUGGCGCUGAAAGGAAGCAUUCCACUGCUCGAAGGCGAAAAGGUAACAACUUUUCCGCUGCUACCGAAUGUCUUUGACGAGAUGGGAAAAGUUCGGGAUAAUCGGGUUACUGUAGAACGAGAUAUUGGGGUUUCGUGCAAAAUAUGAAAAAUGACGGGUAAUAUAGGUUUUUUAGUCAUAACUUGCAAAGUAGUAAGGGAAAAUAUCUACUGUAAUAGUAGUUUUAAAAUACAAGUAAUGGGACAUCUUUUCACAAACAUUUGCAUACAUCGGGUUACUGUAACCAAAGUUAUGAGGAGCCAAAGUCAAGCCUCCAAAAACUUUUAAAAACUUUGUUUAGCCAAGAUAACUCAACUUUUUGAUAUUUUAUCGUAAUUCCAAGCAAAAACAAGAAUAUUUUUGAGUUUUUCAAAACCAUAAAAACUGCGUUUUUAAACUGCAAACACUUCAUUUUAUCAAAAUUUUGCAAAAACAUAUAAAACCAAUCAAAGUUGAAAUACAUUCCAUGUGACUUUGGAGGCACGUGAAUGUAAUGUGGUUUUAUGAAUUGGUUUGCUUAAUGUCCUGGUUGGUUUCGGGGUUCAAAAUACAGUUUUUCAUAUGGAAAUUAUGUUUAAAAACGUGGAAAGAGUACUGUAAUUUGAGGAAAGUUUUAAUGCUUUCUAGAAAUUUAAAGUUUUGGAAAAAGUUGGUUUUUAUUGUAGUAGGGUAGGUUGUAAAGGCUGUAGUAAAAGUUUAAGUAGAGUUUGUCAGUCGAUCUUUAUAGUGUUACAUAGAGAAGAUAACAAGGUAUCUUUUGACAUAAAUUUUUGGCUAUGUCUCUUUGAUCUGUGUCUCAAAAAUCCUAUAUUAUCCAUGACAUGUCUCUUCGGAAGAUGAAAAGACUUUUCCUAUUGUAACUGUUUUAUGUCAUAGACAAUAUACACAGUUCAUAUUACUCACCUGAAGCUUAAUCUUUGUCUGCACUUUCUACUACUAAUACGUCUUCUUGCUAUGUAAUACAUCCUCCUACUAUGUCAUACGUUUUCCCACCAUCUACUAAACCUCUAAUACGAAAAACUAAUAAUAUUUUUUCAUAAUCAUCAUCACCUUAUCUUUCGAGUUUUGUGCAAAAAAGCGUCAUAAUCCCGGUUAAAACAGCUGAGUCACGACAAUCCACGUUGUUUUCCCAAAAUACUGAUGCAAUCAUUCCACCCUUAAGGCUGAUGCAAUAGUAUUUGAGACUCAUGUGUCCUUCACGUGUCUCUGCCCGAAACGUUUUAUUUGAACUUUCUUUGUUGGGGCGAGGCAAAUGUUUGUUAAAAGGGCAAGAUGGUUGGGAAUAAUUGGAUUAGGCUGCGGAAAUAAAAAAUCACGUUUUUUAGGCUUAAAAUUAAAAAAAAAAAUUUUAAAUAAUUUUAAUUUUAAAAAAUUUUUGAAAUUUUAAAAAAUUAGCGAAAAUUUAGGCUUAAAAUAAGGAAAACUGGCAUUUUAAGCUUAAUUUUGGCAUUUUAAAGCAAGGUUUUUACUUCAAAACCCAACUUUUUCUAUUUUUUGGGUACAAAGUUUAUGUUCAUCUACCGUAACUCAAUAAAACACGAAAAACUUGAACAACAAACUCGUCAAGUUAACUCCGCCUUUUUUGGUUUCAUUUUGGUUACGGUAUCGAAAACUUCAAGUAUACUGUGUACAGUUUCAUUUUUGGUAGUUUAAACACACUGUAUGUUUGAGGAAAGACAAUGUGCGUAGAAGUGAGUGAACGUGAGUCAAUGUGAGCAAAAUAUGAGUGAAUGUGAGUAAAGAGUAACGUGAAUUUGAAAGCCAAUGUUACCAAAUAGAGUGUUGAGUAUACUCAUGAAACAAGGUGAAUAUAGGGGGAAGGUAAAGGUGAAUAUCAGGGCAAAGUAAAGGUGAAUAAAGGGGACAAUGUACAUGUGAAUAUAGGGAAGAGUAAAGGGCAAUAUAACUUGAAAAGUUGAGCGUUUUUUGUACUUUGCACGUUUUGUUCAUCUCCACUAAAACCCAUUCAAACAACUGAUUUCUUUUGUUACAGCCCGCCAAAUACGUUUUGGCUUCAAAACCAACAAAAAACUAGAACAGAGGGGGGGGAAAGGAAGGGAAGAUGAAGGGAAAGGAAGUAAAGGUAGGGGGGUUUGUGUGAAGUCAGAAGGCUUUUGAAUAAAAUAUUAGGUUGUUGAAAGUCAAGCACGGUGAUAUAUAAGAUGUUAGGGAAAAGAAAGUAGGAGUAGAGGAAGUUAGGGAGGACAAAGUAGGCAUAGAACAUGAAAAUAAAGGGCAAGAAGACAUAGGAAUAGAAAAUAAUGAAAAAAGAAACAAGAAAAAGACUAAAAUAAGCUUAAAAUUCAAUGAAACAGAUAAAAAUAAACUUAAAAAACGCUAAAACAGUAGAAAAAGAAGUUGAUCAAGAGUAGAAAUUUAAGAAAAAUAAGAUAAUAGGUAUUCAAAACAUGAAAAAAAGAUCAAGAACUUAAGAUUUAGAUACCGUAACAGGGUAAAACUUGAGAUUCAGAAGCUUUAGAAGGCCUAGAAGUUUUUUCAAAGACUUUUUUCGUAAAGCUUUGAAAUGUCUACCUCCUAAGAAAACACUAUUUUUCUUACCAUAUACCAAACCCUUCUCUAAACCCCCCUAAACCCUCUCCCUUGUGCCCCCACUCCGACUGUUCACAUGCCUUCGCACGUGAAGCACACUCGCCACUGAUCCCGUUCUUUGAGUGCAACAAAACCGCUCGAAAAGUGCACGCCGGCUGGUUGUAAAGGCGGAAGGGGAGAAGGGUGCGGUGUGCUGGGGACACGUGGCCCCCACACUCGCCCGUCGCCGCUCCAAAAAAACCCGUUCUCUGAGGUCAUGUGGCCUGCCGGCGGGUCGAAGUACAGAAAACAAAGGAGAACAACCAGAAGCCGCGGUACCAGGGUGGUGGGGAACGAACAAUAAAUAGAUUGCAAACGAAACGGGGUUCAGGGUUACGGUAGGUAGAGGGGGAGAGGGAGGGAUGAUGACGGUAAUGAAAGGGAGACGAUGAUAAUAGUUGAUGGUAACGAUGGGGGUGAUCAUGACAAAAGGUAGGAGAUAGUAUUAUUGGCGAACAGACCUGUCUCACCCUACCAUACCCGACCCUAGUCUACCAUACCCUACCCAUUCUACUCACUCUACUUUAUCUUUUCCUACCCUCUUAUCCACUAUAACCUACCUUACUCUGAAGUGUGUAAUAGGGAUCAUAAUGACAUAAGGAAUACGGUACUUUUAAAAAAAUGAUGACAAUAGCUUAAGUUAAGUAAUAAAAAUGGGUUUAAGGUAAUAAAACACGGCAGUAAAACAACAUUGAGUAUAAAGUACAAUGUAGGACGUGUAAUUCCAAAACAUAUUGCAUCACGUUCGUUAUUUAUCAUCGAAAAACACAUGGCACAGAGUUAAAAAUGGAAAAUCAACAAAAAUAACUUUGGAAGUAAACAAGGCUUGAAAUUCCACAAAAAAAUCAAUUUUUUAUUUUAAAAUUUAAAAAAAAUAGUUUGAAAUUUGAAAAAAUAGAUGAUAAUGAUAAUAUGUUCUACAGUAACUCUUCUAUUUCGCAAAAUUUUUUCUACAGUAAAUUCACAAAAAGUUUUUUGAAGUUUUAAGAGAGACAUAAUGCUGCAAAACCAUAAAACGUCGUAUUUUACAAAAUUUUAAGCUAAUUUUAUUUUCAGAGCUCCCGAGCCUUGAUCCUGAAGCGCGCCGUUGACUACAUCAAGAUGCUCCAAAGUCAAGUAAAAGACACGAAAACAGAAGUCGAAGACCUGAAGCGACGCAAUGAAACUCUACUUCAACAAAACUCCUUGAAACCAUUUUUGGGCCAACUCCAGCUUCAACCGACUUCACUCUUCUCUGGCCAAGCCACAGUUCCAGUCUCAUUGUGUGUACCCAGUACUUCAGCUUUGCCUCAACUUCAGGAGCAGGUCUUGGCUUCAAAUGUACAGAAUCUGAAGGCUGGUUACGUUAAGAAUGGCUAUGGUGGCCAGAAUGUCAACUUGGCCGGACAGGCUGCUUUGGUCAAUCAAUCAAAUGGACUAGUCCAAUCAACCGGCUUGGUCAAUCAACCCAUGGCUGGUCAGAACCAAGUUCUACCCCCUCAACCUUCAGCCGCUUUCAAGCCAUCUUACCCUACCCCCGACCCGGUCAGCCCAACCCCAAUGGCCUCAACCUCCACCUCUUCCAACAACUUAUCGCCCAGCAACUUGUCCCCAAGCCUCGGCAACUUAUCGCCCGGUCUCAGCAACUUAUCGGCCAAUCUCUCAUCUCUUCUCCUACAAAACCCCAACCUGCUAGUCCAGCUGCAAAGCCAACAACUUCAGCAAAGUCAAAUGAGUCAGCAAAACACCACCAGCCAACAAUUCGAACCCCUUACUCCGCCACAUUCGGCAACUCAGACCGUGUACUCGGAUGUGAUCACGCCCCAACUCCUGGCCUCGUCGCUAGCCAUCAGAGAGCGACAAUUCGCCGCUGUCGCCGCCGCCCAGCUUUAA